Messenger RNA from Vigna radiata var. radiata (mung bean), 1182 nucleotides. RefSeq names its product B3 domain-containing protein At4g01580. The coding region runs from base 49 to 975 and encodes 308 amino acids. Gene Ontology annotation, molecular function: DNA binding. The record is from RefSeq and is a predicted model, not a curated record. Lineage: Eukaryota; Viridiplantae; Streptophyta; Magnoliopsida; Fabales; Fabaceae. The transcript is spliced from 3 exons.
UCUUGUCAACCCAAGAAGUGGUGGAUGUAGGUAGAAUCCUCUAUUACAAUGGAAGAUCGGCGGAGAAAGCACGGCGGAGGGUCGUCGAAGAGGGAAUCUAAGCAUUUUCUGAAGGUCAUACUACCCUCUGCUAUUCAUGCUGACCAAAUGAGAAUUCCUGAGGAAUUUAUAAAGAGAUUUGGAGAUGAACUAUCAACUGUUGCUACAAUUAGUGUUCCUGAUGGUCGUGUUUGGAAAAUGAUGUUGAAGAAAUAUGGUAAAGAUGUUUUCUUUGGCAGCACAUGGCGAGAGUUUGUAAACUACUAUUCUAUAGGGUAUGGUUCCCACCUAAUUUUCAGAUAUGUAGGGAACUCAAAAUUUCGUGUUCUUAUAUUUGAUAUUACUGCUGCUGAGAUUUGUUAUCCUCUCCAAACUCGGGGCACUAAUAAACCAAAUUGGAAGAGGUCCAAGUUUGAGAAUGAGCAGCACCACGGCCAUGAAACAAAAAAGAAAAAGCGUAUAGUGGGGAAUGGGGUAGAAACUAAGGAUGAAGAUGAUGUGAAUUUAAUACGUCCAAGUGAGACUAAAGGAAGGAAGAAAAAACGUGAUUUUUCUCAUGGGAAACAAGUCAAAAGUGGAUGCAGAGGAAAUCACUCUUCUUGGGAGAUAGGAAAGGAUGUUGCUACUGCUAGUGAUAGGCUGAUGCCAAGAAACCCUUCUGUUACUUGUACCAUCAAGUCUUCUCGAUUGUAUGUGUCAACUGAAUUUGCUUGCAAGUAUCUGAAGCCAGGUGUUGGUAUGAUGCUCCAAAAUAGUAAUGGAGAGCAGUGGGAUGUUUCUUGCUCAUGUCAUAGCCGUUCCAGAGCAUUGAUAAUAUCGAGGGGAUGGAAAAAAUUUAUGAGGGACAACGAUCUAUCAGAAGGAGAUCAAUGUCUGUUGGAGUUGAUAAAGAGGGACCCCAUUGUGCUAAAAUGUACUGUGCCUGGCGAAGCUUAAUAUUAUGAUGUUGACGUUUGAACAGCACCAAGUAGUUUAUUGAUAUGUAGCUUUUUUUCAAUAUUAAUAUCUGCUGUUAAUUGGUUGGUGAAUGCUGGGUGAGAAAUUAUGACUAGAUUAUCAUCUUGGAGAUGUUAAAUCAACAUUAUGUAUCAGAACUCUAAUCCACCAGAGUACAAACCUUAAUCAAUUAGUAUGUAUGUAUUA